Messenger RNA from Raphanus sativus (radish), 2624 nucleotides. Its product is annotated as trifunctional UDP-glucose 4,6-dehydratase/UDP-4-keto-6-deoxy-D-glucose 3,5-epimerase/UDP-4-keto-L-rhamnose-reductase RHM3. Gene Ontology annotation, biological process: auxin export across the plasma membrane; flavonol biosynthetic process; UDP-rhamnose biosynthetic process. The transcript has 2 exons. The record is from RefSeq and is a predicted model, not a curated record. NCBI's taxonomy places the organism in Eukaryota, Viridiplantae, Streptophyta, Magnoliopsida, Brassicales, Brassicaceae. The coding region runs from base 429 to 2429 and encodes 666 amino acids. Gene Ontology annotation, molecular function: dTDP-glucose 4,6-dehydratase activity; UDP-L-rhamnose synthase activity; UDP-glucose 4,6-dehydratase activity.
AAGCGAGGGGCAUACAUUUUCUUUCUCUAUAUAAGUGAAAAAAAUGAUAACGGGCUUUAUUUUUGCUUAAACAGAGAUCACGAAGCCCCAAAGAGGGUGGUGUCCUACGUUCUUUAAAUCUACGAAACCGAAACUCAAGCGGACAUAACGGUGCCUAUAUUUUCGGUUGGUAAAUUUAAAAGGAAAAAAACUCACCGUAACUAUUGAAGCGUAGUAGGGGCAAUUAGGUAAUUGCGGGGGCAGUCUGCUGGUUCUCCGUAACCGUCUCAGGGGGCUGACCGUUUUCUGACGCUCGUUUAGAUUGAGAUUCCUUCCCUCUCAUUUCUCCUAUUAGACUCUUCACUCUUAUUGAUCCCUCCCCUCUCCCCCACCUUCUUCAACUUUAGAUUGAUCUUUGAUCUGAAUCAACACGAUACAUCACUAUCACAAUGGCUACAUAUAAGCCCAAGAACAUCCUCAUCACCGGAGCAGCCGGCUUCAUCGCCUCCCACGUGGCCAACAGACUAGUCCGCACCUACCCUGACUACAAAAUCGUCGUCCUCGACAAGCUCGACUACUGCUCCAAUCUCAAAAACCUCAACCCUUCCAAAUCCUCCCCAAACUUCAAGUUCGUCAAGGGAGACAUCGCCAGCGACGACCUCGUCAGCUACCUCCUCAUAACCGAGAACAUCGACACCAUCAUGCACUUCGCCGCCCAGACCCACGUCGACAACUCCUUCGGCAACUCCUUCGAGUUCACCAAGAACAACAUCUACGGCACCCACGUCCUCCUCGAAGCAUGCAAAGUCACUGGACAGCAGAUCAGAAGGUUCAUCCACGUCAGCACCGACGAGGUUUACGGCGAGACCGACGAGGACGCUUCCGUGGGAAACCACGAGGCUUCUCAGCUGCUCCCCACGAAUCCUUACUCCGCUACUAAGGCUGGUGCUGAGAUGCUUGUGAUGGCCUAUGGUAGAUCGUACGGGCUGCCCGUUAUAACUACCCGUGGGAACAAUGUUUAUGGUCCUAACCAGUUUCCCGAAAAGCUGAUUCCGAAAUUCAUGUUGUUGGCUAUGAGCGGGAAACCGCUUCCGAUCCACGGAGAUGGAUCUAACGUUAGGAGUUAUCUCUACUGUGAAGAUGUCGCUGAGGCUUUUGAGGUUGUUUUACACAGAGGGGAAGUUAACCAUGUGUAUAACAUCGGGACGACGAGGGAGAGGAGAGUGAUUGAUGUGGCGAAUGACAUCUCCAAGCUCUUUGGGACUGACCCUGACUCCACUAUUCAGUUUGUGGAGAACCGGCCGUUUAAUGACCAGAGGUACUUUCUUGAUGACCAGAAGCUGAAGAAACUGGGAUGGUCUGAACGGACCGCUUGGGAAGAAGGGCUGAGGAAGACGAUGGAGUGGUACACGGAGAACCCUGAUUGGUGGGGUGAUGUUACCGGAGCUCUGCUUCCUCACCCGAGGAUGCUGAUGAUGCCUGGUGAUAGACUCUGUGAAGACGGCGAGCGCAAGGAUUCAGAUGGUAAUCAGACGUUCACGGUGGUUACUCCCAACAAGAGUCUUGGUAGUUCUGGAGAGAACAAAGCACCCUUUAAGUUCCUUUUAUACGGCAAGACCGGGUGGCUCGGUGGUCUUCUAGGGAAGCUAUGUGAGAAGCAAGGGAUUCCGUACGAGUAUGGGAAAGGGAGAUUAGAGGAUAGAGCUUCUCUCGUGGCGGAUAUUCGCAGCGUUAAACCUACUCAUGUCUUCAAUGCCGCCGGUGUAACGGGAAGACCCAAUGUUGACUGGUGCGAGUCCCACAAAACCGAGACUAUCCGAGCCAACGUUGCUGGCACUUUGACUCUAGCAGAUGUUUGCAGAGAGAAUGGUCUGUUGAUGAUGAACUUUGCUACCGGUUGUAUAUUUGAGUACGACGCUGCACAUCCUGAAGGUUCAGGGAUUGGAUUCAAGGAAGAAGACAAACCCAACUUCACCGGUUCAUUCUACUCAAAGACAAAGGCAAUGGUGGAAGAGCUUCUGAGAGAGUACGACAACGUGUGCACCUUGAGAGUACGCAUGCCGAUCUCAUCCGACUUGAACAACCCGCGAAACUUCAUCACGAAGAUCUCGCGUUACAACAAAGUGGUGAACAUCCCAAACAGCAUGACCAUACUAGACGAGCUCUUACCGAUCUCGAUCGAGAUGGCGAAGAGGAACCUGAGGGGAGUUUGGAACUUCACCAACCCAGGAGUGGUGAGCCACAACGAGAUACUAGAGAUGUACAAGAGUUACAUCGAGCCGGCUUUCAAAUGGUCCAACUUCACUUUGGAGGAACAGGCUAAGGUCAUUGUGGCACCGCGGAGCAACAACGAGAUGGAUGGUGCCAAGCUCAGCAAGGAGUUCCCGGAGAUGCUUUCCAUCAAAGAUUCGUUGAUCAAAUACGUCUUUGAACCCAACAAGAGAACGUGAAAACCCUCCUUAACACACAUAUUCACUUUUGUUAUAUUAUCCUGCAGGUUGUUUCACUAUAAUGAUUCUACUAUUAUUUUGAUUUGUUUUUUUUUAUUUAUCACAUGAUUCAUUUACUCUCUUUUUGGCACUGUACUACGAUUCAUAACUUUGUUACAUUAUUACAGAAAUAAAUUUAUUUUUGUUAUAAAAUAA